CCAAAGUACCCAACGGCUACUUCUCUCUCCUCUCUCUCAUACCGAUCUCUGUCACAAUACUCGAAUUUCACACUGCGUUUUAGUCUGAAAACUCCACUCAUCCAUGGCCGAACCUGGUUGCAUCAAACCUAGUCCCAGAGUCCGAAUCGUAGCAAAAAUUCGGGGCUUUACAGAUCAUGAAUCGGAACCUUUGAGUGGAGAUUCAACAUCGUGGAUCUCUGUACACAAACCCAAGGAAGAAGAUUCAUCUGAAAGAGUUAAAAUCUCCUUUGGAGACCAAUUAACCAGUUGUAAAGAUGCAUAUGAAGUCGAUUAUUGCUACAAACAAAAUGAGGACAAUGCUUUAUUUUCGAGAGAGGUGAAGCCUUUGAUUUCAGGGGUUUUUGAUGGUCAGAAUGCGACAAUUCUUGCGUAUGGAGCUAGAGGUAGUGGGAAAACCUACCUAAUUCAGGGUUCCGAGAAGACACCAGGUUUGGCGGUUCUCGCAGUGGCUGAAAUCCUCUCAAUUGUAGAGGAAAGAAGGAACUCAGUUACCAUAUCUUCUUAUGAGAUCUUCCAGGACCAUGUUUAUGAUCUCUUGGAUCCCAAACGGCCCGAGGUUCUAGUACUGGAAGAUGCUCUAGGCAAAAUUAAACUUAAAGGGCUUUCUCAGGUUUCUGUGAAAUCAAUCUCAGAAUUUAAAAAAAUAUACUUCAGCGGGUGUAGUUCACAAAAAUUAGUGCAGAAGAAGGCACUUGAAAUGCCAAAAAGAAGCCACAGAGGUUUAAUAAUAAGCAUUUCUUCUUAUGAUGAAAAUUCAAAUACCAAGUGUGUGGGCAAGAUGAACUUUGUUGAUUUAGCAGGCUAUGAGGAUCCCAGAAGAAAGAGUAGCGAUAACCUUAAUCUUGUUGAGAGUACUAGAAUCAACAAGUCUCUGUAUGCUCUACUGAAUGUCGUUUAUGCCCUUAAUGCUAAUGAAAGCCGUGUGCCAUACCGGGAAUGUAAAGUCACACGCAUGUUACAAGAUUCUUUUGGAGGGAAAAAUCAUGUAGUGAUGCUUGCUUGUUUGAAUCCAUCUUUUUGUCAAGACACUAUCUAUACAACAAGUUUGGCUUCUCGGUCUUGUCAAGCCAUCAAUCGAGUUUUCACAGGCUCCACAAAGAAAUUUAAAACUGCAUUCAAACCAAUGGUGCUUUCGUCACUGAAAAAUGGGAACCUUGGGACUGUUUCCACUACUGCAAAAAAAGAAAUUGGCUCCCGAGUGCGAUUCUCUGAAAAGAAAGGCAGUUGCAAGGAGAAGGGAAGGAAACUAUUUGAUGAAGGAAAUCAGUUGAUCAGUUUUGAGCAGGCAAAGUCCACAUCAGAUAAUGCUUCAGCAAUGAAGUCAAACAUUUCCUCGAACAUUGAUUCAGCCAUUGAACCAUCUUUGCAGGAAGAGGCAAAGUCCACAUCAGAUAAUACUUCAGCAAUGGAGUCAAACCUUUCCUUGAACAUUGAUUCAGCCAUUGACCCAUCUUUGCCCGAAGAGGAAAAGUCCAUUCCAGUUGCUUCUUUAGCCACAAUAUCUAAAGAAGAGGAAACUUUGCUGCCAAUUGUUUUUGAGGAUGCAGAGCCUGCUACGACAGAAAAGGAAACUUUGCUGCCAAUUGUUUUCGAGGAUGCGGAGCCUGCUAUGACAGAAAAGAUUUCUCAGGAUGUUUCUCCCCGAGAUGAGAGCAACUGUGUAGAAGUUACUCCUGGUACUAAUAAUUAUGCAAAAACAUUGAUUGUUUUUGAAGAUGGUAAUAGCAUAGAAAAGGAGAACCAAAAUUCACUUGUCAGUGAAGGUGGGUCACCACCAAUAAGUGCAAGACUACGAGAAUUGUCAAAUAACUUGAAGACCCUAUAUUCUUCAACUCCAUUGCGCUUAAAGGUGAUGCCAAAGGAAAUUAAUACUCCAUCUAGGGGUCAACUAGUUUGCACUGAUAUUGUGGAACCAAAAACCCCAGUUGUUCAACAAACUUUGAGAGUAGGCAACUGUGAUAUUGCAACAUUUGAUAGUCCAAAGGAAACAUUCAAUAUGCAAAGUUCGGGGAUGAAGCAUUCCCUUGUUCAAGAGUACCUCAAAUUCUUAAAUUCUGCUAGCAAGGAAGAGUUGAAAAGAGUAAAGGGUAUUGGAGAGAAGAGAGCGACUUACAUUCUUGAACUUCGUGAAGAAUCUCCUGAGCCUUUCAAGCAACUCGAUGACUUGCAGGACAUUGGCCUUUCAGCAAAACAGAUCAAGGGCAUGAUGAAGAAGGUAGCUGGGGAGCUUUUCAAUUAGUUGACUAAAGCAAUUUAAUACAAAACAUUGUGUUUGGUAUUGGCAACGUGAAGUUGCCACACAAGUAUUUGGCUCAUUGCGGUAGCGAACACUGUGUGUUUAAAAAUGAACAUUUACUUUUUGUA
Molecule: messenger RNA, 2406 nt
Organism: Cornus florida
Lineage: Eukaryota; Viridiplantae; Streptophyta; Magnoliopsida; Cornales; Cornaceae
Product: kinesin-like protein KIN-10C
Exons: 19
Coding region: 104-2281 (725 amino acids)
Biological process (GO): microtubule-based movement; mitotic spindle organization
Molecular function (GO): ATP binding; microtubule binding; microtubule motor activity
Source: RefSeq, a predicted model, not a curated record